AACAGUUGACAAUAUUCGCUAUGCGCCGGCGCCGACCACGCGGCCCGUAGGCUUUAAUCUUGUGCACAAUUGAUAAAUACUCGUACAAUAUAUUAAACGAUAAAGAUCGUAUAAUUUGUGUCACUGUACUCGCGUUUGCGGUUCGGUUCACGUGUGUUGUGAAUUUAUUUUUGAAACAAUUAAAAAUAAUGUAACUUGUGCCCAUUUUUGCGUGUGUUAAGUGUACGCUCUUGGAUUUUAUUUUGCGAUUUAACUUUGUUAACAAAAACCUUUUCAUAGUAGACAAGGCAUGUCUAACAUGGACGACACAGAAGCUCAGGUGCAAGCCCAUAAGCUGCUUGGGCAGAAGACGCGGAUUCCUCGCCCACCUGACAAUGGACUCACGAGAGCAUUGAGAUCAUGCUGCAUCAUCCCCCAACGCUACAUCCUCGGCGUGAUGGGCCUCCUAGGAGUCUGCAAUGCCUACACGAUGCGCGUUUGUCUCAACCUCGCGAUCACGCAGAUGGUCAACCGCACUAAGUCCGGAGGCUCCAGUUACGUCGACCCUGACGCGUGUCCGAGCGACGAUCUCAUUAAUAACGUCACUACUGUUAUUGCUGAGAAACCUUACGCAAUCUUUGAUUGGGACGAAAAAACGCAAGGGCUCAUUCUCAGUGGCUUCUACUACGGAUAUGCGGCGACACAAGUACCCGGUGGAUAUUUAGCGGAAAAAUUCGGCGGAAAAUGGACUCUAGGUGUGGGACUUCUAAGUACCGCAGUGUUCACGUUCCUGACUCCAGUGGUGAUCAGAGCUGGAGGGGCUACCUGGCUGUUUAUACUGCGAAUUCUACAAGGAAUGGGAGAAGGUCCCACAAUGCCAGCUCUCAUGAUCAUGUUGGCGAGAUGGGUACCGCCUCAUGAACGUUCAUUCCAAGGCGCGCUCGUGUUCGGAGGGGCACAAAUCGGCAACAUAUUCGGGUCCUUUAUGUCGGGAAUAUUGUUAGCAGACGGCAGGGAUUGGGCUUAUGUGUUCUACUUCUUUGGAGGAUUCGGUAUCCUGUGGUUUGUGCUCUGGAGUCUCUUUUGCUUCAGUACACCAAACAGCCAUCCGUAUAUAUCAAAGAAGGAGUUGACGUAUCUAAACAACAACGUGACCACUGCUGAGAGCGCGCAUGUGAAGGACCCGGUGCCCUGGAAGGCUAUCUUGCGAUCAGCUCCAGUGUGGGCACUUGUUUGGGCCGCUGUCGGUCACGACUGGGGUUACUACACAAUGGUGACAGAUCUUCCCAAAUACUCUCACGAUGUCCUGAAGUACAACAUUGCGACUACUGGAACCCUCACAGCUUUGCCCUACAUAGCCAUGUGGAUAUCUUCCUUCCUCUUUGGUUUGGUCUGCGAUGUUUGCAUCAAGAAGGGAUGGCACACUAUCAAGACUGGAAGAAUUAUUCACACAACUAUCGCUGCUACCGGUCCCGCUAUCUGUAUUAUCCUGGCAUCUUAUGCCGGCUGCGACAGAACUGCUGCGAUGGUCUACUUUGUUCUCUCUAUGGCCCUCAUGGGAGGCUUUUACAGCGGCAUGAAGGUUAACGCGUUGGACUUGGCGCCCAACUACGCCGGGACAUUAACUUCGCUUGUGAAUACAACAUCGACAUUUGCUGGCAUCAUCACACCCUACCUUAUCGGCCUACUGACGCCUGAUUCAACCUUGGCACAAUGGCGAGUUGCUUUCUGGGUGUGCUUUGCCGUGCUGGUAGGCACAAACGUGAUCUACUGCAUUUGGGCAGACGGCAAGCAGCAAUGGUGGGACGAUGUCCGCCAGUUCGGCUACCCAGAAGGUUGGAAACACGGCCCAUUGACAAGAGACACGGUCGAACAACCAGAAUCCGUCAGACUUUCAGACCACAAAAACGCAUCAUCAUGAUCGAAGGGAAAAACAAAAGACAAUGCAACCAGUGCAACUAGUCAGUGACGAACAUAAUAAUAUAGUACAACAGUGCCUUAUACUCUUAAGUUCUCAAGGACAUAAUAGAUAGAUUAACUUGUUAUAAUCGAAUUAACAAAUGUAAUAAUAAAUCAUUUUUUUAUUCUAAUUUUA
Molecule: messenger RNA, 2074 nt
Organism: Helicoverpa zea (corn earworm)
Lineage: Eukaryota; Metazoa; Arthropoda; Insecta; Lepidoptera; Noctuidae
Product: putative inorganic phosphate cotransporter
Exons: 10
Coding region: 290-1900 (536 amino acids)
Biological process (GO): transmembrane transport; monoatomic anion transport
Molecular function (GO): transmembrane transporter activity
Source: RefSeq, a predicted model, not a curated record